This is a messenger RNA of Plectropomus leopardus (leopard coralgrouper), 572 nucleotides long. RefSeq lists its product as uncharacterized. NCBI's taxonomy places the organism in Eukaryota, Metazoa, Chordata, Actinopteri, Perciformes, Serranidae. The record is from RefSeq and is a predicted model, not a curated record. Gene Ontology annotation, cellular component: cytoplasm.
CAGCAGCAGCAGCUCGGACUGACGAUGGAGGCGGAAACACUGAUGGAGCUGCAGUAGCAGAGAUGCAUUAGAAAGGAUGCUGCGGCUGCUGUGAGACAAACCAAGCCGUGUUUAGCCUGUGUCAGCUGCAUCUGCCGUGGAUGUUUUCCCGAUGGGUUGCGGAGGAAGUCGGGCGGACGCGAUCAUCGAGCCGAGGUACCAUGAGAGCUGGACCAGAGAAACGGAAUCGACGUGGCUCACCAACACGGACGUGGAGACCUCUCUGCCAGUAGCAAACAGUAAAGCUCUGGAGGCCAGUCUGAGGGAGAAGAGGAUGGUAAACACAGGCACCCAGUGUGGGAAGCAGGCCCUCACAUCUACUGGCUCCAACCACCAGAGGAGACCCAGACGCUCCUUGAGUGAACAAACCACUCGUGAGUCCAAAAGGAGGGCAUCAAAAGAGGCCGGUGGUUUGUCUAAGGAUGGGCAGCCCGUCAGUAUCAACAGCAGUGGAGAUGCUGAACCUGGGAACGUGUGUGAUGAAAGAUGAAGAAAAGCCUCAGUGGAGAGGAAGAUGGCCUGAGCUUUGAAAA